AGUGCUGACAGACCCCCCAGCGAAUAAAUAGGAGUGACACUGCAGAAGAAGCUUCAGUUUCAAUUUAUCUUCGCGAGAAGAAGGAGCAAUAAGUGAUAAAAUCCGCGAAUUUUCCUAUUAACAUCACCCACGCACAAUCAAUCUACACAAUGGCAUUGCAUCUGCAGCAUUUAUUGAAGAAUUCAGUGGAUAAACUGGGAGGAACAUCGAGGUCAUUCUCAAAGAGUAUUUUCACAAAACCCGUUGGACUUUCAUCACCCUCAAUUCAUGUCAGUGCCCAGAGAGAUUAUCCACAGGCAGCUGAAUUGCCACUUCCUCCCAAUAUUGAUCCCUCGGAGACAAUGCGCUUCUCGCCACAGCGCUCCAGGGAUAUCUCCAGCACUGCCAUGGUCUGCCAUGAGGCCAUGCAGGUGCGGGAGGUUGAUGUAACGCUGAACAGUGAAUCAGUGGCUGAUCCUCAUGUGGAUCAGUAUGAUUGCACUGGAGCUGUUCAUCUCAAUUGCUCCAUGCAGAGCAAUGUGCCUCAGCCCUUCAGUGGCGGCAGUAAAUCCAUGCAUCUCAAUAUGCCCGGAGGGCAAUGGAGUCAAUUCACCAAAUUCACAGCUGCUGAUCUUCAAGAUCAUCACUACAUGAGUCUACGACGGGAUCUCAAAGGUACGUCCGGACUUGGCGUCAAAUGCUCACUAGCUCAUGUACUAACCCAGACAGUGAAUCAGAAUGCGCAUUUCUUAUUGCCACUAACGCAUGAGAAACUCUCUGUGCGAUUGUGUGCUACGAAGGAGGCCCCCAAAGGCCCCCAAGAUACCCCUCAAACAGGAAAGGAAUUGUCCAAGAAGGAAAAACUGAAGAUUGCCGUUAAGGAUUACGGAGCCACUGUGAUUGUUUUUCAUGUUACAAUUUCAUUGGCUUCCCUAGGACUCUUCUAUCUGCUGGUAUCCAGUGGAUUAGAUGUUAAGCAGAUUCUUCAAGCUCUCAAUCUUGGCGAUUCAGCGCUAUCCGGAAAGGUUGCUACAGGAGCCAGCACCUUUGUCGUGGCCUAUGCAGUCCAUAAAGUCUUUGCUCCAGUUCGCAUUAGCAUUACCCUUGGCGCGACGCCAUUCAUUGUGAGAUAUUUGAGGAAGCGCGGAAUAUUGAAAGUUAAGAGCAAGAGCUUAUAAAAAAGCUUAUUUAUCGAAUGCAAUUUAACAUAUCUUUUUAAUAAAGUUUAUUUUUUGGAAGUA
Phlebotomus papatasi is the source of this 1220-nucleotide messenger RNA. RefSeq lists its product as uncharacterized. The coding region runs from base 150 to 1157 and encodes 335 amino acids. The record is from RefSeq and is a predicted model, not a curated record. The transcript is spliced from 3 exons. Gene Ontology annotation, cellular component: mitochondrion. NCBI's taxonomy places the organism in Eukaryota, Metazoa, Arthropoda, Insecta, Diptera, Psychodidae.